AUGAGUCGGCCUUCUGACGUGAACAUCUUGCAUCUUGGAAAUGGCCAGUGGAACAGGCGUACAGGCAUGAAUCGAGCCGAUUUCAAGUAUCAGUCUUUGCACCAGAAUAUUGCGACACCGACGCAAUCGCCAUCGCCAUCAAAUAUGCCACCCAGCGCUACUACGAAAUGUCCGACAGACGCCCAGAAGUCUGCUGUGAAGGAGGAAGCAAAAGACGACGUAACCCGCCCGCCAGACAGCUCAUCCGAUGAAGAAGAGAACUCUGCGGAUAUAAGAAGGACAAACUUCACCACUAGGCAGGAAGAGUCAGAGCUAGCAGAGCCUAGCCCUUCUACUGCCAGGGAAGUGAAGACCGGCAACGAUGUCUAUUCGAACAAGGAAAACCGUACCACUAUGCAAAGGAGCCAAAGGAGCCAAAGGAAUCAGAAUCUGAUAUCAAACUCAAGUAGUCCUUCAGUUGUCUCUACGGGCAGUGUAAAGAGGAAAAUGGAAGAAGGAAAAUUGAAACUUGGUGCGGGUAUGACUGAUGCGCUUGGAUUUACCAAAGUUGCUGCUAAACGUCCCAAAUAUGGCGACAAAGCAAAGAAGCCAAUGAAGUCAAGCAAUCCGAAGAUUUUUGUUUCAAAAAGCAAGGCUGCAGCACUGAAGAAAUAUAUCGUGGACGACAGCCCUGAAAAACCACGAAUUGGGAUGAAGACCUACGGGCUCUCUAGAUCCCCCUCUCUCGAAUCAGAAGACGGGAAGCGAAGCCUUCCCUCAGCUACAGACGAAGUGAUCAAGCCGGGCUUUAUCAGAAGCAGGUGGGAGGUCGAGGACUCGGACGGCCCCGAUCAUGAGACUGGCAAGCCACUCGUGUCUCGUGGUCUGAAGCAGCCUCUUAUGUACAAUUCUCCAGAGAAGCCGAAAGGUGCAUUCAAGUCUUUGAAUAUUGGGCAGCAUAGCGAUAUCGUCUCCAAGGCCAAGGACCUCGUAGAUCAGCACCGAGAUAUAUUUGACCCACUAUCUGAGGAUGAUAACGACUUCCUUACCAUGACUCAGCAAGCUCGCUGUCCAAUGUGUAACGCCCAUGUCAGCCCUGACACGAUCAGAGAAUUUACCAAAGCCGGCCGCAUGAACAUCCGCACACAAGAGAAGUUUUGCAGAGCACAUCGAGUUAAAUCUGCAGAAGACGACUGGGCAUUACAAGGUUAUCCCGAGAUCGAUUGGGACAAGCUGGAUUCUCGGAUCUCGAAGCAUCACUCCUUCAUCAAGAAAUUGAUCAACGGACAAGAGUCCCAUUACCGAGAUCUUUUGGGCGAGAAGGUGGAGUCAGGCAAGGACCGGAACCUGAUGAAGAUGACUUCAAAUCUAACACCUGGGUACUACGGUGCCCGUGGCUUGAGAGCAAUUUCCGAGAAUAUCUUCCACAAAUUCACGCCGCUACUUAAGAAGAGGAUGAUUCAGGACCCGUUAAUGUCUGCGAGGGGAUACACUGCUUAUGUGCAGACUGUUCUAGUUCCCGAGGCUACUGUUUUAUUAAUCCAGGAAGACAUGAGUGUUGACGCUGAGAAAGCGAGAGAGAUAUUAUCAGAUAGCGUUGAAGUGGGAGAACUGCUCAAUGAAGAGAUUGAAGACAUAGUCAGGAAGAAAGUCUUUGAUAGUGCAGGCUCGGGAGAUUCCGGCGAGUGA
This is a messenger RNA of Drepanopeziza brunnea f. sp. 'multigermtubi' MB_m1, 1668 nucleotides long. RefSeq lists its product as uncharacterized. Lineage: Eukaryota; Fungi; Ascomycota; Leotiomycetes; Helotiales; Drepanopezizaceae. The record is from RefSeq and is a predicted model, not a curated record.